GUCGAGCGCGGCUCCGCUCAUCCAUAUUCGCGUCAAAGCCGCACCCGGCGUGGCGUGGCGCGGUGCGUUACGUUUGCUCGCGUUACGGUGCGGUACAAUGUGUUGCGAUGUCGUGUGAUGCAGUAGAGCAAAGCGCACUUAAAUCUUAUCAAGAUAUCUUAUGUCGUUAGUCGUUACUACACUACAAGCGCAUUAACAACACGAGCGCAAGAUUGUUGGCGCUGGAUUGGCGCUGGAUUGGCGCUAGAUCGACGCUGGAUCGGCGCGGUACCCAGAGAGCGUAUCGAGCACGUUGAAGUGCGUUACGAUUCGUACGGAUGAGUCGAUCGGUCGAUCUUUCUCGGGCGGUUCGUGCGAAGCGCGAGAAGAAAAAGAGCGCGUCUCGCGCUUACGUCGUUCUUGUGUCGUCGUCUUCGUCUCCGUCGCCGUCUCCGUGCCGUCACCGUCUCGUCGUAUCGUGUGCGGAUAAACGCGCGCGCGCACGUCUUCGCUUAGCUGCACCUUGCUCGCGUGAGACAAAAAGAGGAUCGACGACGCGUCGAAUAGUAGCGAGCAAAAGUACAAACGAAAGAAAGGAAAGAAGGAAGGAGUAGAGUUCGUGCGUCUUGCAAGACAAGGAAGAUUCGAGGUAAUUUCAGCUUGAUCAACGCACCGAUCAUACCACGGUAGUAAGGAGCGCGCGACAGAGGAGCUCCGGGUUACGCGCUCUUUAUCGACGUUCUCCAGACUUUUCGAGCACUCGCUCCUGAUUUUAGAGCACCUAACGUAUGCAAAAAUGUAUAUGCCCGAGCACCGGCAAUAUUACGUAUCAUGUGGUACAUAAAGAUACAUACGCACCUACGUAUAAUAUACACAUGCAUAUAUAUAUAUAGAUAUUAUAUACAUAUAUAUAUAUAGAUAUAGAUAUAUAUGUAUGUAUGUAUACUGCACGACACACUCGUCGUGUAGACACAUAUAUGCGCGCUCUUACACAGGAAUAUACCAGUACGUAAAUGCACGUUUAUGUAGAUUUGUCCGUGGAACCCGAACGCGUUGCGACGUUUGUAGGUGUGCGGCGCGCGCUCUGCCUGCGCGUCGUUUGCAACUACGACCGUGGGCCGCUGGCAAUCGUUCUUGCGACGCGCGUGAGAGAAGAUCGUUGUUCGUUCGCUCCUUCUUUCGUUCUCUCAUUUCUUCGUUCACCGUUCUUUCGUCAACCCAUUUAUUCAAUUUCCCGGUUGCUCAGGAAACGUAUUAUCAGUUGCAAAACGCAAAACUAAUCGACACCGUGAGAAUAAAAGACAGAGAGAAAGAGAGAGUAGGAGAAGAGAGGUAGCGCGAAGAACGAGGCGCGAUCGUGGCGCGCCGAUGAUACGAGACGGUGCGUGGACCGACGACGUGCGGACAGAGACGACCGCGCGCAACCGAGAUUCUUUCUUUGCUCACGUCGCCCCCGGCGUGACUUACCGAGGACACUAUAUACGUAUGCGCGAGAGUAAAACGCGUGUUGUGCGGCCGAAAGAUCGAGUGGAAACACUGUCCCUUUUACGAGAGCACAACCCUCCUUCUUGAAACUUUUAAUGCCGAAAAAAGAAGAAAGAGAGAGAGAGAGGGAUUAAGAGAAGGUGGAAAUACAAGAGAAGACAGGGAAGAUAGAGGUAAUAGAAAAAAAAAAAAAAAAACAGAUAUUAUUCGGCGAACACGUACGUCUUCCUUCGCGCAUUCUUUCGGGUUGCUAAGUUCGUCGUGUUUGCGCUGCUAAAGGAAGGGACAAAGUACGGAAAGAAAAAAAGAAAAAGACUUCGUUCGAAAGUGCCCUUCAACGCGCGAUCCAACGUAACGAGCUAACUGACUUUCGUAGAGAAUAUCAUCGGCUAUCGGUCGUAUCCGUCUUUCUCCCUCCCUCGUACAGCGCGCGGCAGCGGUCUCCGGCUUGCGCGCGCGCGCGGGCUACGGACGAAGGGCGCGAGCGGUGCUUGCGAUUCGAAAACUCCUUCGAGGAUCGACCAUGCGUACGAGCGAGCGACGAGCGAUCGCUUGCGAGAUCCCGUAGGAGUAGGAGAAAGAGGAAGAGUAGGAGGAAGAGGAAGAGGUAGAGGUGGAGUUGGAGUUGGAGAAGGAGGAGGACGACGGCGACGACGACGACAACGUCGAGAGAAAGAGAGGGGGAGAAAGAGAAGAGAAUCGGCACGAGUAUAGCGGAGAAGUGAGGAGAAGCAAAGUGCCGCUUCGCGCGUUCGAACGAGCUACGGACUUUGCUACGCUAUUGAACUUCGUUGAUCGUCGCAAUCGAUGUCGCUUUUUUGGUCGCAUCGAACCGAGUUGUGCUCUGCGCGUUUCACACGUUUCUUCGAGAUUUACGCUUUCUUUUUUUGCCUUCGCCUUCGCCUUCGAUUCGUCGACGAGCAGCGACACUCUUGGACUUUUUCAUCUGUCGGACUACUUUUCUCUUGUUUUCUCGUUCUCGCGGCACGUUGACGGUAUAACGUUGCGCACGUCGAUCUAACGAACGAGGAGCUACUACGCGAGACAGAUCUCGAGUUCAAGAAGAGACAUUGCACGACCGCUGCGACAUUAUUCAACGACCUUGUUUCUUGUGCUUGUCUUUAUGCAGUCUUAGGGAAUACGUUAUCAUGAAGAGAACGGAAAAGAUUUUAACUUGGUUGUUCGCGCGAGGAUGAUCCGAUGCAGGCGCGCGAAUCCGCACGAGUGAGAGACAGUAAAAGGGAGAUAGAUAGAUAGAUAGAGAGAGAGAGAGAGAGAGAGAGAGAGAGAGAGAGAGAGAGAGAGAGAGAGAAAGCGAUAGGGGUGGGGGGAAAGGUCGAAGCGCGAAUACGCGUGCGGCCGGACAAAAAACGCGCGUAGAGCUCUGAACCUAAAGAUAAUACGCGGAAGCCGACGGGAUCGAGCAGCUCUUUGUAACCCUUGAUAUCGCUAAGUGAUAUAAGAAAAUAACUUUUACAGAGGUGUAAGAGAAGACGUGCACGUCGUCGUUACCUUCAAGAAGACGAACGUGCGCGGUAAAGAGUGUAAAAUAAAGCGAGUGAACGAGGAAGGAAAAGUAAAGUAGAGAGAGAGAGAGAGAAAAAGAGAGAGAGAGAGAGAGAGAGAGAGGGAGAGAGAAACAGAGAGAAAAAGAGAGAAAGAGAGAGCAAAGGGUGGUAACAGCGCGACGCGGAAGGAUGCAGCAGCACCGGGUGGAAACGCAAAUCCGUCACGAGGAGCAGAUCCUGGAGGCGAUAGAUCAGUUGCGCCGACGUAAGGCGCGUCCCGAUGCCGAUCGUAUUUGUAACUACCUGCUUCGAAAGUUCUCGGUAGACGUGCGAGAUACGAUUGCUGAUCUUCAUCGCUUAAUCGAGGCUGAGAAGGUUAUACAGGUCGAUUAUAAAGGCAAUACAAGUUAUAGAAACGCGUCCAAGUGGUCGCGUUUACAACUUUACAAAAAUCGACCGGAAGGCUUCGUAAAGGAGAAACUGAAUUCGGGGAUGGUGGCUGGCGCGGUUGCCGAGCUCGUCGUCGAGGAACCGGAUUACCUUGAUCAAGGUGUGCCGGCUUAUAGAUUGGUCGAGCAGCUGCUCGACGGUGUUUCGAAUCCUACCUCUAGACGUAUGGUUGAGGAUUUCCUCGGGAAAGAAGUUGCGAGCGGGAAUUUAACGCGUCUCUCUAACGGUAAUUAUUCGCUGGUGGCGACAUCCGACAUGACGACUGCAACCGAAUCGACGCAUCGUGAGACCUUCACCCUUGAGAAUAUCGAAAAUGGUAACAUCAGGCGUAAGGACUCACAAACGGUAUCUUCGACCACUAGUGGCCCUUAUGAUUUCGAUGAGACAGAGAAUUUGACUAUCGCCGAUUCGGCUUCGAACACACCGAGGUCCUCGCGUCAAGCGAGUCCGAAGCCAGAAGCGUCGAGCAAGAAGGAAGAAUGUUUCGAUAUUCUCCUUACCAAAAAUCAAGAUCGUACCGAAGAAACCUCUCUCGAUGGCGAUCGAACAAAGGAAUCCGAAGAUCCACUAGCUAAUGUCGACGAACGUAAGGACGACGUCAAAAGUACGGACAAUCAGUGCCAUAACCUCAAAAGGUCCUCCAAAUCGGAACGUAAGCAACGCCUACUCGUCAGGACAGAUGAUCCUAUGGACAUAGAGAUCAAGUUCGAAGAGUUUCGCAAAGACAAUAAAGAAGAAUCUUCCACGCAAAAAGAAAAGAGAGAAGACAACGAACAUUUUAGCGAAGAUCGCGACGACGAAGAUGCUGGUAGGAGUUCUACGAACCCUUCCCCCACACCAUCCAACGUCAACGUAGGUGGUUUCCGUAGUGCUCGUAGAAAGACCAUUUUCCAGAGAGCAAAAAAAGUCUUCGACCCAUCCGAUAACAACCUUGUAAGGCGGAAACGUGGCAGACAAUCUGGUACUCAAAAUAAAACUGCUACGAUUCAAGAGCCUCAAGAAACUGUUAAACCACCGAUUAAAGAUGGACCUUGUAGACAAUGCAGUCUUUGCGCUAAAGAAAAACAAGAAGCAUUAGUUGCUUGUCGAGAUUGUACAGUAAGAGCCCAUCCAAGUUGCAUUUAUACUGCAGAAGAAAUAAUUCAUAAGGCUGGUAGUAAUUGGCAAUGUGAACGUUGUAAGACUUGUACCAUAUGUUGUGAAACUUCAGAUGCUGGACCAUUGAUUACCUGUUACUCUUGUGAUGAAGCAUAUCAUCAUUGUUGCCAUUCACCACGUGUUAUAAAUCCAAAAUCAAAUUUAAGGUGGCAAUGUAAUGAUUGCGUUCAAAAGCAACAAAAAACGAACAACAAUCAAACUGUUAGCAUUGUUUCUACACGACCUGAUACACCAUCAAGUACACCUGUAUUACCACCUGUUUUAAGCCCCCAAGUGUCGCCUGCUCGCGCAUCUUCUGAUCAAAUGGAAGACGAUGCUACUAAAGAUGGAAUCGAUCCAAAUAUCCCUGAUGCUUCGGACUGGACAUCUGAGCAAGUAUAUCAAUACUUUGCCAGACUAUUUCCAAAAGAAGCAGAAGUAUUCAGGCAACAAGAUAUAGAUGGUCAUUCUCUUUUAUUGAUGAAAAGAUCGGACGUGUUAAGUGGACUUGAUUUGCUCUUAGGUCCAGCACUAAAAAUUUAUAGACACGUUUUAAAGCUUCAAGUUAGACGGGAUGAUCCGAAGCUUUAUUGGUUGUAAAUUUAUUUUAAUAUUUUAAGAAAAGUAUUAUCGGUACAUGUUAAUGCUCACUAUAUGUUGUACAGAUCAAUUUUCUUAACUUUACACAUUCUACGUUAAUAUCUUUUUCAAUUCUAGAUAUUUUUUCAUAUUAUGUAUAUUGUGAUAAUCGGAAUUGGAAAAGUGAUAACGUCUGAAAAAUUUAAAAAACCUAAUACAUAAUAUAGAGAUUGUUUAUAUAAUUAGAGCGGAAAAACAGUUCUCUUUGUUACACUAUAGCAUCUCUGUUUAAAAGAUGCUUACCUUCAUAAGUCGUAUGCUAUAUACUUCCGUUCUAUAUCGUACAGCAAGGGUUUUAAAGACUUUAUUCUGUUUAAAUAAUGUAGUAAAUUUACAGACAGGGCCAGUCUUAUAAGAAAAUUGUCUUAUGGUAAUAUUACAUAGUUUUUAUUUUUGUUACAAUACAUAGUAAGAUACAUAUUUAGCAUCUUUUCGAUACUCUAUUUAAGGAACGUCGAUAUAUUAAUUUCAGAUAUAUCUUCCUGUAUAAUAAAUGUUUUGAUAUCUA
Vespula pensylvanica (western yellowjacket) is the source of this 5706-nucleotide messenger RNA. RefSeq lists its product as uncharacterized. The transcript is spliced from 5 exons. NCBI's taxonomy places the organism in Eukaryota, Metazoa, Arthropoda, Insecta, Hymenoptera, Vespidae. Gene Ontology annotation, molecular function: protein binding; DNA binding. The record is from RefSeq and is a predicted model, not a curated record. Bases 3162 to 5159 code for a protein of 665 amino acids.